CUGCACGACAUUCGAGACAAACACAUCAGGAGAAGCAUCAUGGAGGCAGGAGCGGCUCUUCUUCUUCUUCUGGCUCUGCUGGGCUCGGGCUCGGCCGACUUCUAUGGGGACAGCAUCAGUUUAAUGGCCCCACAGUGGACAGCAGAUGAAGCACUCAAGUUGACCGUCCACCACCGGCUCAACGGCCGGGGCGACUGUCAGAACCAGAGCCAGCUGCUGUCCUGCGAGGGGGGGGCCUGCCGGCCGCUCGACCAGUCGGCCGCCCAGGAAACGGACAGAGACGGCGCCGGCCAGAGCAGGUGGUGCCAGUCUGAGGGACGCAGCACAGCCACGGUGCCGGCCAACAGCACCAGGCUCAGCCUGAGCGGCUCGGGCUGCUGCUGGACCUCCAACGCCCAGGCACGGACCAACUGGACCAGCCACGCGGAGCUGGACCUGCGCACGCGCUCCGACACGCGCUCCGUCGACCGGUGCCCCGUGACCACCAGCGUCUCCUCUCUCCGCAACAUCAGUCUGACCUCCGCAGAUGGCGCCUCUGAGUCCCGGGAGGCGUCCGACACCACCGCCCCCCCGCUGUGCCGAGUCAAGCUGCAGUUCACCGUGGAGGUCCUUUCCCCGGUUCCAAACUGCGUGCUGGGCCACGUGCUGCCCAUGUUCCUGUCAAGGACCCCGUCCCAUGGAGACGUGCUCCACGCCACCGUGGGCCAGACCUUCCAGCUGUUCGCGGAGGCCCAGGCCCAACACGCCACCAUCCAGGACUUCCAGAUCAGCGCCCCCCAGAACGCCAGCAAGGAGGUGAAGGAUGGCGCGUUCGGGAAGGCGGAGGUCACCCUGAGCUGGACGCCGCAGCCCAGUGAUCUGUACCGGCUGGUCCCCAUCUGCCUCACAGCGGAGACCAAGGACAGCCAAUCAGAGAUGAGGUGUGUCGUCGUCGUUGUGACCAGAGCGACCAUCACUCAAGGAAAGGCCACGGUUAUUUGCUCCUCGAACAAGAUGAUGGUGGCUCUUGAAAAAGCGUCCAUGCCCAACAUCGAUGAGAACUUCCUCAAACUGAGAGACCCUUCGUGCUCGCUGACCUCCAACGACACCCACAUCUUGGGCACCAUGUCCUUCAGCGCCUGCGGCACCAAAUUUGAGGAUAAAGGUGACUUCAUCGUCUUCAAGAACGAGAUCAACUCCUUUGAGAUGCCCAACGAGGUCAUCAUCCGCAGGGAGACGGUCAGAAUCGACUUCUCCUGCGAGUUCCCCAAAACCAUCAGCAUUUCCAGCUACUACAACCUCAAGAAAUCUGACUACAUCUUCACUGAGUCUAGCUUCGGCAGCUUCGGCUACAGCUUUGAGAUCUUCAAGGACAGCAACUUCUCUCAGAAGGUGGAGGCCAGCGCCUACCCGGUGGAGGUCAAGCUGCUGCAGAUGGUCUACAUGGGCAUCCAGGCUCAGUCCGAGCUCCCCAACGUGAAGCUGUUUGUGGAGUCCUGCAAAGCGACGCCAGACGACAACCCAGACAACGCCAUGUUUUACAGCCUCAUCAGGAACGGGUGUAACGAGGAUGAAACUGUUAAAGUUCACCCGUCUGAUCCGACUUCCUUCAACUUCGAGGUGCAGGCCUUCAAAUUCACUGGGAACUACGAUCAGGUGAGACUCUGGUGUGAGUUCAGCACCAGGCACAGUGUUAGCAGCUCCUGA
Molecule: messenger RNA, 1686 nt
Organism: Menidia menidia (Atlantic silverside)
Lineage: Eukaryota; Metazoa; Chordata; Actinopteri; Atheriniformes; Atherinopsidae
Source: the annotation of a GenBank genome assembly